AUGACCGAUGUCACUGGAGAAUUGUAUAUCCGAGCAACUGCAACUAGCCCUGGUUUGACCACACCAUGGCUACGAACUGCAAAUCUAGUGAUAGUUGUGAUGGGGCUGUUACUGAGUACCAGCUCGCUUGCGAUGCGAAUCUAUACGAAGACGCUGGUAAUGAGGAAGUUUUGGUGGGAUGAUGAUGGUUACUGGCAUGGUGGAAUUGGAUUUCACAUCACGGAACUUGCCCCAACGACUAUAAUCAUCUUGGAAAAGGUUGUUUUAGCUGCGGCGAUUAUUUAUAUCCCGUGUCUCGCCUUCGCAAAGCUAGCCCUUCUUAUGCUGUACUACAGGCUGCUGAACACUUUUACAGGCUGGAAAUACACUCUCUACGUUCUCGCCUUUAUCAUUUCCGGAUAUAGCCUAGCACUCUCGCUAGCACUAAUAUUUGCAUGCAAUCCUCUUCAAAAAGGCUGGGAUGGAACGAUCCUGCGGGGCUCAUGCAUCAACAGACCAGCGGUGUACCUUGCCACAGCUAUCACCAAUACUGUCAGUGACAUCGUUUUGAUUCUGAUCCCAGUUAAGGUCGUGUGGGGACUUCGGAUGCGCCUCAUUCCAAAAUUAGGAGUGGCUGUGAUAUUUGGUAUCGGAUGCCUGUAA
Penicillium angulare is the source of this 642-nucleotide messenger RNA. RefSeq lists its product as uncharacterized. Bases 1 to 642 code for a protein of 213 amino acids. The record is from RefSeq and is a predicted model, not a curated record. NCBI's taxonomy places the organism in Eukaryota, Fungi, Ascomycota, Eurotiomycetes, Eurotiales, Aspergillaceae. The transcript is spliced from 3 exons.